UGUUUGCUUCGAUUCCGAUGGGCAUGGAAAAAGAACAAAAUUCGCUUGUCUCAAUGACAGUGCUCUACUCACUGAUGCUUAUUCUUCUCGCUUUUCUUCUGUCCUUUUCACGCUUCCCUCCUCCUCUCAAUCACUUUCCCAAAACCCAUUUCCCUGAUCUUCCUCCUCUCGAUUCACUCAUAACCCAUCGUUGAAUCAUCUCCAUCAAUCUGCUUUUACUUCUUCAUCUGGAUAGCCUUCUUUCUCUCGCAAUUUCGACGUUCAUUGAGCUUUUUCAUGCCUAUUCCCAGCUCCCGUUAAAGACCCAGAUUUCCCCAUACGGGUUCUUCGAAUUAGGGUUUUUUUUAGUUCGUUUCCGUGUUGGGGAGACCUUGUAAGGGGAUUUGUUUUCCAAUUAGCCAAGAAAUAAUGCCUGUUGCAGGCACUGGAAUGGUUGCUGAAGAGGGAAGAGCACCCUACUCGUUUGCUUUAGAAUACGAAGGUCCCCCAAUAUCACACCAUGAUCUUCCGCGAGCUGUUCCAAUUGAUAUUCGUAAGAUUCCUGUGGCUGCGGUUGUUCACAAGUCACGCUUUCCUGAUAACACUGGUAAACACUCUAUGCCUAUUGUACAACCCAUUCUUGCAUCCGACAUCGCCACCAACUUCGCCAAAUUAGGUACUACCGAUACUAUUAUUUCUCCAACUUCUGUAAUUUCUUUUAGAAACGAAGAAAAUUGUAAUGGUAAUGAUUCCGUUUCCAAAGACCUAGGGUUGGGUACCGGUACUGAAACCGAAACCACUGUUUCUCCAGCUCAUGACGGUGGGUUUGAGGAAAGAAGUUCGAGUAAUCCCGACGCGUUCAUUAGUUCAGGUGAGUUUCUGGAUAUGAUUAACAGCUCGGCUGGACUUGGGUCGUCUUCUGUGAGCCAAGAUCACUCAUACGAGCUAUCCGGCAGGGGUGAGAGCUCAGGUACUUUAGGAUUCUCCGAUAGUUUUGAUAAGUCGAGAGAUUUUUCCGGAAAUUCACUAGCGUUUAGAGCUUCAAACGCUUGCAAGGAGAGUCUAGAUUUCAAUGAAUUGAAUCAAUCCGAUUGGGUGUCAAACGGGUCAAGGUUGAGCUUCGACUAUCCAUCUUCACGUGUCUCUUCUCUCAAAACUGGAGAUUGUAAUAAUGAAGAACCCGUUUGUGAUAAAAGAAGCAACCCACUUGUUACUUUUCGGGACAUUGAAUCUGAAGAUGAAGAUUUUCUUGAUGAGCUUAAUCAACCUCAACCUGAUAUUGUACGUUUAAAAAGAGAACCAGAAGUGAAAACAAGAAAAGGGGCUUGCUAUCGAUGUCUUAAAGGAACCAGAUUCACUGAAAAAGAAGUCUGCAUAGUUUGCAAUGCAAAAUAUUGUGUUAACUGUGUGCUUAGAGCAAUGGGGUCAAUGCCAGAAGGAAGAAAGUGCGUCACUUGCAUUGGAUAUUCCAUUGAUGAGACAAAGAGGGGCAAAUUAGGAAAAUGCUCUCGAAUGCUAAAACGCCUCCUUAAUAACCUUGAAGUUAGACAGAUAAUGAAAGCAGAGAAACUAUGUGCUAUCAAUCAAUUACCUUCAGAGUACGUUUGUGUAAAUGGGAAACCUCUUUCUCAUGAAGAGCUUUCAAUACUUCAAAGCUGCCCAAAUCCUCCUAAAAAACUUAAACCUGGAAAUUAUUGGUAUGAUAAAGUAUCUGGCCUUUGGGGAAAGGAGGGAGAAAAGCCUUUAAAGAUUAUUAGUCCACAUUUAAACGUUGGUGCCCCAAUUAUGCCUGAUGCUAGCAAUGGAAACACAGGUGUUUUUAUAAAUGGUCGUGAGAUUACUAAAGUUGAGCUAAGAAUGUUACAGCUAUCUGGAGUCCAAUGUGCUGGUAAUCCUCACUUUUGGGUUAAUGAUGAUGGAUCUUAUCAAGAAGAGGGACAGAAAAACACCAGAGGAUAUAUAUGGGGAAAGGCUGGAACAAAGCUGGUUUGUGCUGUUUUGUCACUACCAGUUCCAUCCAAGACAAUUUAUCCCACUGGAGAGCAAUUGAGCAACACACUUAGUCAAUCAAUCCCAGACUAUUUUGACCAAAAUGCCCCUCGGAAGCUUCUUUUAAUCGGAUGCUGUGGAUCUGGUACAAGUACAAUUUUCAAACAGGCUAGAAUUUUAUAUAAAGAGACCCCUUUUACUGAUGAAGAACGUGAAAGUAUCAAGUUUAUAAUUCAAAGCAAUGUCUAUGGCUACCUUGGAAUACUCCUUGAAGGGCGUGAACGUUUUGAAGAUGAAGCAUUGAAUGAUAUGAAGAAAAACGAUACUUCUGAAAAUGAGAAAACUUUGUAUUCAAUAUGCCCAAGGCUGAAAACGUUUUCUGAUUGGCUGCUUAAAACCAUGGUGGCUGGGAAUCUUGAAGACAUAUUCCCAGCUGCAACAAGGGAAUAUGCUCCUGUUGUUGAGGAACUCUGGAAUCAUCCAGCCAUGAAAGCCACUUACAAGAGGAGAAUGGAAUUGGAGAUGCUCCCCAGUGUUUCCAGUUAUUUCUUGGAGCAGGCUGUUGAUAUAUUAAGAGCAGACUAUAUACCUUCAGAUGUGGACAUAUUGUAUGCUGAACAUGUCACCUCUUCAAAUGGUCUUUCAAGCAUUGACUUUUCAUUCCCUCCAUUAUCGCCUGAUGAAACCAAUGACACAACUGAUCAACAUAAUUCUCUACUCAGGUUCCAACUCAUAAGAGUGCAAGCAAGAGGCUAUGGUGAAAACUGCAAAUGGCUAGAAAUGUUUGAAGAUGUUGGAGUAGUCAUAAUCUGUGUUUCCUUGAGUGAUUUUGACCAAUAUGCAACCGAUAUAGAUGGAAAUUUGAUGAACAAAAUGAUCCUAAACAAGAAGUUCUUCAAGAGCAUUGUGACACAUCCAACAUAUGAUCAAAUGGAGUUUCUUUUAGUGCUAAACAAAUUUGAUGUGUUUGAGGAAAAACUGGAACGGGUCCCACUAACUUGUUGUGAGUGGUUCAGUGAUUUUAAGCCGAUAGUGAGCCGAAACAGCCACAACAAGAACAUAAGUAGCAACAACAUUAACCAUAGUCCUUCAAUGGGACAAAUGGCUUCACAUUAUGUUGCUGUGAAGUUCAAGAAACUGUUUGCAUCAAUCACUGAUAGAAAGCUGUUUGUUUCAGUGGUGAAGGGGUUGGAGCCUAAUAGUGUGGAUCAAACAUUAAAGUAUGCAAGGGAGAUACUUAAAUGGGAUGAAGAGAAACCCAAUUUUAACUUUAAUGAAUACUCCAUGUAUAGCAGUGAAGCAAGCUUAGAUUCCCAAUGAUAAUGAUCCUACACCCUUUAAUGUACAUAAAAUGGUCAAGAACAAGGUAUUCCCAAUUUGAUUUGGUUUAGCUCUUUGGUUGGUUGAGUUGUAUUAUAAAUGAAUCGAAAUUUAGGUGAUGAUAUAAAAAUGUAUGUAUGUAUCUAUAUUUGUUUGUUUGACUAGCAAGUUAAUUAAAUCUUGUUUUCAUGGCUUA
Molecule: messenger RNA, 3484 nt
Organism: Lactuca sativa (garden lettuce)
Lineage: Eukaryota; Viridiplantae; Streptophyta; Magnoliopsida; Asterales; Asteraceae
Gene: XLG1
Product: extra-large G-protein 1
Biological process (GO): G protein-coupled receptor signaling pathway
Molecular function (GO): GTPase activity; G-protein beta/gamma-subunit complex binding; guanyl nucleotide binding
Source: RefSeq, a predicted model, not a curated record